UUUCUUCAGGAAACAGUACACGAUACACUGGGCUUGACUGAUGUUGGUACACGCGAGUCCUAUGGACCGUCGAUCUGAUCCGGUGCCUCCUGCGGUCGGCACUCGGGGAAGACGGAAGCGAGAACUGAUUCAAUAGCUGGUCUCACUCAAUUCGCAGAUCAAAAAUCGAACUCUAAAGAACAUAAUGGAAGGCACCUCAGGUAGACGUGAUUUUGUAGAGAGUGAUGGGGGUUCAGAUGAUGAAACCUUUGAAAACUUUGGGGAACAUGAAGCCUCAGAAGAUGGACUGUUGAGUUGUGAUUCACCUGUUCUAAAUGAAGAGUUGAUUUUGAGGGAACCGACAAUGGAAGGUUUGAGUAUGCAAAACUUGGAACCAUUUAGUGGGAUGACUUUUCCAUCAUUAGAUGAUGCUAGGAAUUUCUAUUAUGAGUAUGCCAAGCGUGUGGGAUUCACCAUAAGGACAAACCGAAUCCGUCACUCACUAAAGAACAUGGCGGUAAUUGGCAGAGACUUUGUUUGUUCUAGAGAAGGUUUUCGUGCAGCAAAGCACACAUCUAGAAAAGAUAGGGUACUUCCUCCACGGCCAAUUACAAGAGAAGGGUGCAAGGCAAUGAUAAGGCUGGCAGCAAGGGAUGGGAACAAAUGGGUGGUCACAAAAUUCGUAAGAGAGCACAACCACAAACUAAUGACUCAUUGUAAAUUUGCUGGGGAGCUACCAAUUAUAAAUAUUCUCAGUGAGGAAGAGAAGGAUAAGAAAAUCCAGGAUUUAUACAAUGAAUUGCAGCUUGAAAGAGAACGAUCUGCAGGAUUUCAACAACAGCUAGGCAUGAUUCUCAAAGAUCUUGAGGAACAUGCUGACUUCAUGUCUGUAAGAGUUGAAGAUGUGGUUAACAAAAUGAGGGAAAUCGAACUUGAUGAUCAAUAAGCCACAGAUAGAGGUGCUGUUUUCUCAUGACCCGUUAUUUGUCCCUUUUAUCAAAUUACAGCAUCAACUUCUCCACAGUGGCUAGCUGUCUUUGGAAUCUGAACAUCUUCCAUCUCCUACCACGUUGUUCAUUGGUAACAGAUAUCCUUAGUUUGGUUGAAACCCGGCUCCAUUCAAGUACAGUUUUCCUCAAACUCAAAUCAUUUAAUGAGUUUCUGCAUUUUGAAAAUUUGUUGGUGAUUGAGUUUUGUGUUACCUUCUUCUCCCCCAUUACCAAGCCUCAAAGUUCUCCUUCACAUUAGGACUGUAUUUCCAUUUCCUUGUUCUGUUGUACUCGAACUGUUUCAGUCCAGGUAUUAGGUAAUUAUCACCCAUGAAGAGGAAGACGAUGAUGCCACCACAACGAUGAUGAUGAGUUUGUAAUAGCAGCAAUGCCCAUGUGUUUGAGUGUGUCAUGGAAGAAAAUUAGGUUUUAAACAGUUCCCAAUCUGCUUCUAGUCCUCUCUGCCUUAAACAUGUAGUUGCCUUUGAUGAUCAGCAGGUGUAUGACUUCUCCCUUGACUCUUGAGGAUGUUUUGGUGGAAGAGCUGCCCAAAAAACUCUGAUGGAGUGUUCAGAUGGUCUCAACAGAUACUUUGCAUAAAGAUUUCCAGGAAUCAACAGUGAGAUUUGGCCCUAAAAUUUUCAGAUAUUAAAUUUUCUUUGUAAGUCUUUUUUUUUUUUUUUUUUUUAGCUCUCGACUUAGGGUGUGUUUGGAAUAUUGGAAUAGGAAAUAAGAAUGAAAAAUUCAUUCCA
This is a messenger RNA of Vitis riparia (riverbank grape), 1720 nucleotides long. Its product is annotated as protein FAR1-RELATED SEQUENCE 5-like. Lineage: Eukaryota; Viridiplantae; Streptophyta; Magnoliopsida; Vitales; Vitaceae. Bases 185 to 925 code for a protein of 246 amino acids. The record is from RefSeq and is a predicted model, not a curated record. The transcript has 3 exons.